UGCAGCAGCGACAGCAGCAUGUUUUGCUGAGUGAAGGAGGCAGCGCAACAUCCAGACGCACCUGUGGGUUAAAGAGAAGGUUUCAGCUCUCAACCUUCACUCGUUUGUUUCUUUUUCUUUCUUUCUUCUCCUUCUGCUUGCAAGCAAGUUCUGUCUCAGGAUUUGAAGACGCGUGUCAGGAUGGCGGCAGCAUCGACAGAUUCGGGGCAAGGGUCCACCAAGAUAACUCCUGAAGUGCUGCAGGAGAUGCUCCAGUACUACAACCUGAGCCGCCAGGAGUUUAUCAACACUUACAACAUCCAGCCGCUCGUCUACAUCCCCGAGUUGCCGUACAGCGCCAAGACCACCUUCGUGAUCAUGUAUAUGGUUAUUUUCGUCAUGGCUCUGGCUGGGAAUAGUUUGGUCAUCUAUAUAAUUGUGAAGAAACGGGCGAUACAGACGGCGACAGAUAUUUUUAUUUGCUCUCUGGCGGUCAGCGACCUGCUCAUCACUUUCUUCUGCAUACCUUUCACUUUGCUGCAGAACAUCUCCUCAGAAUGGUUCGGAGGAGUUCUGGUUUGCAAGACAGUUCCCUUUGUGCAGACUACAGCCAUAGUGACAGGCAUCCUCACGAUGACCUGCAUUGCCAUUGAGAGAUACCAGGGCAUUGUCUUCCCACUGAAAAUGAGGAGGCAGUACUCAUCCAAAAGAGCAUACAAGAUGCUAGGGCUGGUAUGGAUCGCCUCAGUCAUAGUGGGCUCACCAAUGUUGUUUGUGCAACAACUAGAGGUGAAGUACGACUUCUUGUAUGAUCACUACCACGUGUGCUGUCAGGAGAGAUGGCGCUCUCUGAGUCACAGGCAGGCAUACACCACCUUCAUCAUGGUGGCUCUUUUCCUGUUCCCUUUGGCAGCCAUGCUGUUUCUCUACACACGCAUUGGCAUUGAGUUGUGGAUCCGCAAGAGGGUGGGCGACUCCUCAGUCCUCAACACCAUGAACCACAGGGAGAUCAACAAGAUCUCAAGGAAAAAGAAAAGAGCCGUUAAAAUGAUGAUAACCAUUGUUCUACUGUUCACCAUUUGCUGGGCCCCUUUCCACACAGUCCACAUGCUGUUUGAGUACUAUGACCUGGAGAAGAAAUUUGACGGAGUCACACUUAACAUGAUCAUCGCCAUUGUUCAGGCCAUCGGGUUCUUCAACAGCUUCAACAAUCCCAUCGUGUACGCUUUCAUGAACGAGAACUUCAAGAAGAGCUGCGUCUCUACCCUCUCCCACUGCAUCCGGAAGCCUAACCAGCAGCGCUGCGCUGUGGUGGCUCCCAAACUGAGUGUACAGUUCAUCAAACCCCAGAGUAGAGAAGCCUUCCUCGAAUCAGAUGAAGGCAACGGCUCAAAGCAGCACUCGGCAGAGAAUGGCCCCACAAGUUCCUCGCAUGGAGAGAGCUCACUGGAAAUAAUAGGCGAAAAAAUUUCCACCAUCCAAACAGAACUCCCUGCGAACAGCUCCUCUCAAGUCAAAUGAAAAGGCACCUGCUCAAAGUUCAGGUGUUUAGUUCCUCUCUCCUGUUUGCUGUCAAUCACCGGCACUUGACAUCAGCAGCCGCAGGUGUGUCAGAUGCAACUUCAAUUAUCACAGUUGCGAUUCAAAACUCAAACAAGUCCAACAGCUUGAAAAUGUGUCUCUGCAGUGCCAGAAGUGAGAGCAUGUAUUCCAUUCUGGUCAGGAGAGCAGCAGGAACGAAAUGACGGAAUUCCCCAAAGAGAGUUUUCUUAUAAAGACUGCCCUGGGAGCAAUCUGGCCCCACGGAGAGACAACGAAACAGUUUGUCGUGUGAAUAAAAAAGGAAUUUCUGUUGAGAUGUCUGUGAAAUCUACAGGACAUUCAACCUCUAUCAGGGAGCAUUUUAUGUCAGAGAGAACCGUGUUCGAUGUCAUCUCAAACGAGCACAAACUGUUACCACUGUGGUAUUAUGGGAUCUCUUUGGAAACGACAACACUGAGAAGCAAAGGAUGAUCAAGGAUGAUGCCUUGGCUGUUAAUGCAAUGCUAAAUGCGUAUUCAAGUUAGCUAUUCAGCGUGAUUCUACUCUAGUAGUUCAGUUCAGGUUAAUUCAAUUGCAAAACUAUUUUAUUAAAGUGACACAAACUCUUACACAUUUCUAUGGCUUGAGAUCACCUCUUAAUAGAACUCAGAUCUGAUGAUGAAACACAUCUUAUUGUCAGAAGAGCAGAAACUGCUUUGCACUUUUCCUUCAGUUCAGUGAUUGUAUUAUAUCAUGUAAUUUAUUUUUGUUCUUUACUGCUAAACUGAGCAAAUGGGAUCUGUACAGCCCUGUGCAGUUAUUAACAGGUAAAAGAUGAAAUAGAAGACCACAUGCCUUAAUGUUUGAAAUAGAGUUAAAUGUUCAAACACUGCUCUUAAAUCACCAUACAGGACUUUGACUCAACCCUUUUUAAAUCAAAAAAGAUCAUUUUCACGCACAUACACACACACAAGGGACAAAAUUGGUUUUGGUAUUAAUGUGCUUAAUUGUGCUGAGGCCUAUUUCUGUUAUGUUGAUGUACGCAGCUCAAAUGAAUGCUAUUAUUUUGGUGUAUAUUUAAAGUUACUUAUUACAUGUCCUGUAAUGAUAUGUUUGGCUUGGCUUUUAUUCGCAGUUCUGUGCACAUUGCUAAUUUGAAAAUCAAAUGAUCAUUCGUUUAAAUUAUAUUUCUUUCUUUGUCUUUUUUUAUGCAAAUCAGAAUGCCAGUAGGCUUUCUGCUCUAUAUAAACUGAAUAAAGUGUGCUAUGACAACUUG
Messenger RNA from Dicentrarchus labrax (European seabass), 2776 nucleotides. RefSeq names its product pyroglutamylated RFamide peptide receptor b (gene qrfprb). The record is from RefSeq and is a predicted model, not a curated record. Gene Ontology annotation, biological process: G protein-coupled receptor signaling pathway. Lineage: Eukaryota; Metazoa; Chordata; Actinopteri; Moronidae. The coding region runs from base 181 to 1500 and encodes 439 amino acids. The transcript has 6 exons. Gene Ontology annotation, molecular function: peptide binding; neuropeptide Y receptor activity. Gene Ontology annotation, cellular component: membrane.